AUGAUAUCAUUCUGCCUACUAAUUUGCUCAUUUCUUGUCUUCAACUCCUGGAACAUUUUAUCGUACACUUCUUCAUUUACCAUUCAGAUGGGGAUUCACCAAAUUUCUCUUACGAAGUUGCCUGCUGAUUUCUCUUUUUCUCUUUGCUCUUUUGACUUCUUGCUUUCUUUCUAUCCAAUUUCAACAGAAUGCGCUUGA
This is a messenger RNA of Enterospora canceri, 198 nucleotides long. NCBI's taxonomy places the organism in Eukaryota, Fungi, Microsporidia, Enterocytozoonidae. The record is from the annotation of a GenBank genome assembly.